Messenger RNA from Daldinia decipiens, 1511 nucleotides. RefSeq lists its product as uncharacterized. NCBI's taxonomy places the organism in Eukaryota, Fungi, Ascomycota, Sordariomycetes, Xylariales, Hypoxylaceae. The record is from RefSeq and is a predicted model, not a curated record. The transcript has 2 exons. Gene Ontology annotation, molecular function: RNA binding. Bases 177 to 1238 code for a protein of 353 amino acids. Gene Ontology annotation, biological process: positive regulation of mRNA splicing, via spliceosome. Gene Ontology annotation, cellular component: U12-type spliceosomal complex; nucleolus.
ACUCCACAACAACACCCGUUACUUACAUGCAUACCUAGGUACCUACCUACAUACAUAGUACAGGUACAAUAUACGAGUCGCGACAUUCUUUUUACAAGAUUUCCGCUUAGACUCAACUUCGCGGCGACGCAACAUAAAAUCUAACAUAGAAGUUCACCGAAAAGCGUCGCAUCAAGAUGUCGGGGGCGAAGCAUUGGGAGCAAGAUAAAGAAGCCACCGUCUAUGUGGGCAAUAUCGACGAACGCGCUACCGAUGCUCUGAUAUGGGAGCUGAUGGUCCAAGCCGGUCCAGUAGUCAACGUACACCUCCCCAAAGAUCGCGUGACGCAAUCCCAUCAAGGCUUCGGUUUCGUCGAAUUCAAUGGCGAAGUUGACGCCGACUACGCAGCCAAAAUCAUGAAUGGCAUCCGCUUAUACGGCAAACUACUACGUGUUAAUAAAGCGUCCGCAGACAAGCAGAAGCCCCUGGAGAUCGGCGCUGAGCUCUUCAUCGGUAACCUCGACUCCAUGGUCGACGAGAAGGUUCUCUACGACACUUUCGGUAGAUUUGGCACUCUAAUCGCCCCUCCUAAGAUCGCUCGCGACGACAACGGUUUGAGCAAGGGCUACGGUUUUGUUAGUUAUAGCAGUUUCGAGGCUAGUGACGAUGCUAUCAACAACAUGAACGGCCAAUUCCUCAUGAACAAGGAUAUCAGUGUGCAGUACGCGUACAAGAAGGAUGGUAAAGGCGAGCGCCAUGGAGAUGAGGCCGAACGAAUGCUUGCCGCUCAAGCAAAGAAGCACAACGUUACCAUCGAAAGCCAACCUAUGCCUCCGGCACUCCUUCAGAACCCUACUUCAGCUCCUCCACCUGCAGCAGUCGUUCCUCCGCCAGCCAUGGCUACCGGUGGAUUCGACCCUUCCAUGGCCGCCGGCAUCCCCCCUCCGAGACCACCAGUUGGAUUUGCUCCUCCCUCUCAUCGUGGCCCUCCUCCGCCAUUUGGUAUUAAUGGUGCGCCCCCGCCACCAGGGGCUGGAAGACCUAAUGUUCUACCACCCGCUCCGUCAGGACUACCCGCUCGCCCCCCGCCCUCGCAAGCUGGAUAUGGCAGUCCGGCAGACUUCCAUCCCGGCGGAUUCCGGAUGCCCCCUCCGGGCUUUGGUCCUCCCCCUGGCGGCGUACCACCGCCACCUCCCGGAUUUGCUUCUGCCCCUGGGUUUAUUCCUACUGAAGGUCAAAAUCCGGGCUACGGCCGGUGAAGCACGAGGUUAGGGCCCUCUUAGAUCUGCCCGAGAAUGGAACAUGGGUCUUGUUCCGUCACCGUUUAGCGAUAUGUUGCGCAUAAUCAUAAUCGGAGCUCUCUAUUUCAUUGUAAAAAGCCCGCCCAGUAAGUAAAGACAUUAAGGAAGCUCCCUUCGGAGGCCUCCGGGCAGCAUUACGGCGAGUUUUUCGUCUUCCUCUGUACUAAAGAGAUAUAAUUGCAUUAUCCGUUGGUUAGUGCGCACGAGCAGACGGUGAUAAUAGAAACACAG